Messenger RNA from Brienomyrus brachyistius, 2283 nucleotides. It is a transcript of the gene nmt2, whose product is annotated as N-myristoyltransferase 2. NCBI's taxonomy places the organism in Eukaryota, Metazoa, Chordata, Actinopteri, Osteoglossiformes, Mormyridae. The record is from RefSeq and is a predicted model, not a curated record. Gene Ontology annotation, biological process: N-terminal peptidyl-glycine N-myristoylation. The transcript has 10 exons. Bases 23 to 1561 code for a protein of 512 amino acids. Gene Ontology annotation, cellular component: cytoplasm. Gene Ontology annotation, molecular function: glycylpeptide N-tetradecanoyltransferase activity.
UUUUUUUUCAGCAUAUCUGUCCAUGAUGGCGGAGGACAGCGAGUCUGCGGCGAGCCAGCAGAGUCUGGAGCUGGAUGACCAGGACACCUGCGGAAUAGACGGAGACAACGAGGAGGAGAAUGAGCACAUGCAGGGGAGCCCGGCCGGAGACCUCGGGGCCAAAAAGAAGAAGAAGAAGCAGAAACGCAAGAAGGAGAAGCCGAGCUCCGGCGGAGCCAAAUCCGACUCGGCGUCCGACUCGCAGGAGAUUAAGAAUCCGGCCAUCCCCAUGCAGAAGCUUCAGGACAUCCAGAGGGCCAUGGAACUGCUGUCGACUUGUCAAGGUCCGGCCAAGAGCAUCGACGAGGCCGCUAAGCACAAGUACCAGUUCUGGGACACGCAGCCAGUUCCCAAGCUCAACGAGGUCAUCACCACCCACGGGCCCAUCGAGCCGGACAAGGAGAACAUACGGCAGGAGCCAUACUCGCUGCCCCAGGGCUUCAUGUGGGACACCCUGGACCUCAGCAAUGCUGAAGUGCUAAAAGAGCUGUACACUCUGCUGAACGAGAACUACGUGGAGGAUGACGACAAUAUGUUCCGCUUCGACUACUCGCCUAACUUCCUGAAGUGGGCACUGCGGCCCCCAGGCUGGCUGCCCCACUGGCACUGUGGCGUGAGGGUAACCUCCAACAGGAAGCUGGUGUGUUUUAUCAGUGCUAUCCCAGCCAAAAUCCACAUCUAUGACACGGUGAAGAAGAUGGUGGAAAUCAAUUUCCUCUGCGUGCACAAGAAGCUUCGGUCGAAGCGUGUGGCACCGGUGCUGAUCCGCGAGAUCACCCGGCGGGUCAACCUGGAGGGCAUCUUCCAGGCUGUGUACACGGCCGGCGUGGUGCUCCCCAAGCCCGUGUCCACGUGCAGGUACUGGCAUCGAUCCCUGAACCCCAGGAAGCUGGUGGAGGUGAAGUUUUCCCACUUGAGUAGAAACAUGACCUUGCAGAGGACGAUGAAGCUCUAUAGACUCCCGGAUACCACCAAAACGGCGGGCUUGCGGCCCAUGGAGAAGAAGGAUGUGAGGCAGGUGACGGCGCUUCUGGAUCGGUACCUGAAGCAGUUUCACCUGGGGCCUGUCAUGGGCGAGGAGGAGGUGUCUCACUGGUUCCUCCCUCAGGAGAACAUCAUAGACACCUACGUCGUGGAGGGCCCGGAGGGAGUCCUGACCGACUUCACCAGCUUCUACACCCUGCCAUCCACUGUGAUGCACCAUGCAGUUCACAGAAGUCUGAAGGCUGCUUACUCCUUCUACAGUGUCCAUACAGACACACCUCUCAUGGACUUGAUGAACGACGCUCUCAUCCUGGCCAGACUGGUAGGGUGUCCUUCCCUAGAAACAGAUGGCAGAAACACCGCCGCCCUUGUGGCCGGGCCCGUGUCUGCGGGUGCUUUUCCACCGCUGCAAGUGCCGUAUUUUUUUGGUACUUUCUUUUUUCCACUGACUUCUGGUCGAGUACCAGUACCAAAAGUUCUAGUACCUAAAGUCCCAAACCAGCUGGGGUAUGGACUUCUUUGUCGAUUGCUUAUGUAAAUAGCCUCUGAAACACGAUACAAACGCUGCCUUGAAAACAAUUACAAAGUCAGAAAACAAAGAUAAAGGACAGCAUGCAUAUAGGGAUGUGAUCUUUGUUGUAAAAGAUAUUGGGGUAUUUAUAAAGCAAGGGAGUUUCUCACGAACCCGUCUAGGAGUGAUUUAAACAGCAAGGAUGAAAAUGAUUGACUGUCUUGGAGAACGCAGGCAGCGCUCAUGCAAAAGCAGCGGAGGUAAACUGAUUUUUAAACAUAUUGGAUAAUCCAUAAAAGGAAAAAUUUAAAUCGCAAAGCUAGCUAAGGUUGUCAACCGUUUUUCAAAUUCGGUACAAAAUCCCCCUCCUCGCGUUGUGAUGUCAUUUGGAGCUGGUAUCUGGUUUUAUGCCGUGUGCAAACCAGCACCUUGAGGUACUGCACUCUAGGUACUUUCGGGAAGGUACCUGGUGUGGUGGAAAAGCACCCAAACUGGUGGGGUGUGCUCCCUGGAUGCAGAUGCCACUAACACCGCCGCCCUUGUGGCCGGGUCUGUGUCUGACUGAUUGAUUGGUUCUUCGCUGUUUUACAUGCUGCCCGGUUUGCGUUUCAUUAACAGAAGGGCUUUGAUGUCUUCAAUGCACUGGACCUGAUGGAAAAUAAGACUUUUCUCGAAAAGCUCAAAUUUGGGAUCGGAGAUGGUAAUUUGCAGUAUUACUUGUACAACUGGAAAUGCCCGCCAAUGGAACC